This is a messenger RNA of Hipposideros armiger (great roundleaf bat), 1393 nucleotides long. Its product is annotated as cadherin-18-like. The transcript has 6 exons. Bases 398 to 1081 code for a protein of 227 amino acids. Gene Ontology annotation, molecular function: beta-catenin binding; calcium ion binding; cadherin binding. Lineage: Eukaryota; Metazoa; Chordata; Mammalia; Chiroptera; Hipposideridae. Gene Ontology annotation, biological process: multicellular organism development; cell-cell junction assembly; cell-cell adhesion mediated by cadherin. The record is from RefSeq and is a predicted model, not a curated record. Gene Ontology annotation, cellular component: adherens junction; catenin complex; plasma membrane.
GGCGAGUCUGGGGCUCUCCGAGGACGGGAGCAGCGUGCCCUGAGCACGGGGGAAGUCCCCGCUUUGCUUCUCAUACAUUAAGUUCCUUUCCACCAGUUAGGGCAAGUCAGCCAAGGAAUGUUGCAAUAGAGCCUACGGAAUGUAGAAAAUGGUUCCAUGUGUUCACCUCCUGUGAAGACUUAGAAUCAGACAACUGCAGCUUUGAUGUUCCAAGUGUUUCAGGAUGUAAAUGCAGUCUGACCUUUCCUGGAUGGACUGUUAAAUCAUGGACACACCAAACAAUUUACUUUGGACUGCCCUUCCAAAAGAUGCUUUGGCUUCUCUUUUGAAUACUCACUAAGCAUUUGUAGCUGACAAGGAAAAGAAAGGAAACUGUGAACUGGAAAGUGAUCUUACAAUGAAAAUUACGAGCACAUCUUGCAUCUGUCCAGUCCUCGUGUGUCUCUGUUUUGUGCAGAGGUGUUAUGGAACUGCUCACCACAGCUCCAUCAAGGUGACCAGAAACCAAACCAAACACAUUGAAGGUGAAACCGAAGUCCACCAUCGCCCCAAAAGGGGAUGGGUUUGGAAUCAGUUCUUUGUUUUAGAAGAACAUAUGGGACCAGAUCCACAAUAUGUUGGAAAGCUGCACUCCAAUUCUGACAAAGGUGAUGGGUCUGUCAAGUACAUCCUUACUGGAGAAGGUGCCGGGACAAUAUUUAUCAUUGAUGACACCACGGGUGACAUCCACUCAACAAAAAGCCUAGACAGAGAACAGAAGACCCACUAUGUGCUUCAUGCCCAGGCCAUUGACAGACGGACAAACAAGCCUCUUGAACCUGAGUCCGAGUUCAUCAUCAAAGUGCAAGACAUCAAUGACAAUGCUCCGAAGUUCACAGAUGGACCCUAUAUCGUUACUGUGCCUGAAAUGUCAGAUAUGGGUACCUCUGUUCUACAGGUGACAGCUACUGAUGCAGAUGACCCUACCUACGGAAACAGCGCCCGGGUGGUUUACAGUAUUCUCCAAGGACAACCCUACUUCUCCGUAGAUCCUAAAACAGGUAAAAUAGGACAGGGAUAUUUCCAGGAAAAAAUGCUGUAAUCAUAUCUCAGAUGUGUUGAACAUACACCAUGCCUUUGGUAUAAAGUCAUACCUUCAGAAUACGGACCAUGCUCCAUAUUGGAAAGAAUACUGGACUUAGAGUCUGCACACUGUGGUCUGGAUCCUGAUUCACCUUAUAUUUUGAUGUACAAUCUGAAAACAUUAUUCAGCCUUCACAGGUCCAUUGUAGGGUAUUUGGGAGCAUUGACGAAGACAACACGGAUGAUGAUACACAACCCAAUGCAAAUUAUGAAUGUGAUAGAGAUGAGUGCUAUGCACGUAAUCAAUGAAGCUUCCUGUGCAUGCAUCUGU